Messenger RNA from Verticillium alfalfae VaMs.102, 2154 nucleotides. RefSeq names its product XPG N-terminal domain-containing protein. Bases 1 to 2154 code for a protein of 717 amino acids. The transcript has 6 exons. Gene Ontology annotation, biological process: mismatch repair; DNA recombination; DNA double-strand break processing. Gene Ontology annotation, cellular component: nucleus. The record is from RefSeq and is a predicted model, not a curated record. Lineage: Eukaryota; Fungi; Ascomycota; Sordariomycetes; Glomerellales; Plectosphaerellaceae. Gene Ontology annotation, molecular function: 5'-3' DNA exonuclease activity; 5'-flap endonuclease activity.
AUGUCCUCCUCACUACCCGCCCGGGGGCAAUACAUCACAUCCACCGACGCGGUUGUUGAGGGUCAGCGCUGGCAUGCAACGACCGCCAACGUAUCUGACCUCGAAGACUGUGCCAUCGCCGUCGACGCGACCUACUACUUGCAGCUCUGCCUCGAUACCCCUCCAUCCCGCGAACCUCUCUUGUCCGCGCUAGGGGGGCUUACUGGGCUCGACUACCAUAUACGUCAAGAUCUAGAACAAUGGAACGCCCACAAGAUCACUCCGUUCUUCAUAUUUGAUGGGCAAACUCUCCAUGGUCAGGAUGAAGUAGCUGCCCUGCGUGGCAAGCGGCCAACAAGAAGACGGACGAAGCCUGGAACCUCUACGCGAAGGGUGAGGCGGAGCAAGCCGUUACUGCAUUCGGGGCCAAUAGCGGUAUGGAAUAUCAGUCUCCUGAGAGGUAGCGACGGUGCUGACCCAGGUCCUCUAGGUGCAUUCCGAGUUCAGACUCUGUACCCUAUGCUCCAGUCCAUUCUCCAGGAGAAUAAGCUGCACUUCCUAGUUGCACCGUACAAUGCAUCAGCUCAGAUUGCGUACCUGGACAUGAUCGACUCGGACCAAUGCGCCGGCGUCAUGGGGUCGCAAGAGCUGCUUCUCUACCCGAUCAACGACGGCGUCAUUCGCUCUUUCGACUGGGAGAACAAGAAGGUUAAGGCCAUCUUCAAAAAGAGUCUGAUUCGCUCCCUCAAUGUCAAUGACACUACGUUCACCGACGCCCUUCUCAUGACCGGCACCUCAUUUCUCUCCACCUACCCCCCGCUUCAGGACACGUCGCGCGCAAAGAUGGCUGUUCUUCAUUUCGUCUACAUUGCAGAGUCGGGCGAAGUGAAGGUCAACGACUACGAGCAUCUCACCAAUGACAACUUGCAAUAUAUGGGAUUGCAACUUCCGGCAGAGCUCUAUCACUAUCUCAACGUGGGCUUGAUCGGCGGCCGUGUCUUGAGCGGCAUCACUCACCUCCAAAUCUUCAUUACACCGACUCUCGACGGCACCGUGUCAGAAGAAUACAAGAAGCUGGUUACCAACCAACUUGUUCCCAUCCGGGAGCAGACGCUUGCGCUGUUGAUGCCACGUCUGAACCGCUGGAUCUCACGCCAAGACGUCUCGUUGAAGGUCUGGUACGACGACAAGCUCUCACAAAAGCUCAACCACGCCGGCGUCCAACCUAACCCGAUAGGACGUGCCGCGACUUGGGACAUUAAAGAAAGUAGUUUCAAGAAGAGUGAGGUUACGGACGCUAAGCCAGGAUCCAUUUCAUUUGAAGUGCUUUCACUGCUCUUCCCUGACUUUGCCAAGGAGACCUUCCCCAAGGAGAAACGCAUUAAAGGCAUCAACUCGGCUGAUGAGAUCACCUCGCUCGCUAUUUGGCGCUUUCUGCAGCUUAGGGGCUAUGUCGAUAACGCCCAUGGCUUAACAGGUUGGGGAAACGCAUUGGCCGUGGCGAUUAUGAGUCUCAAGACCUGGACGAGUCAAAGCCGACCUGGUGGCUUGGAGGGUUACGAGGCUGUUCUGAUGGCCUUUGAGUUGAUCCGGCUUGGCGUUUUGCAUGCGCACACUGGCUACGGAGAAGCCAAUGGAAACUCGCAGAAUGGCGCCGAUGCGGAAGAGGGCAGCAGCCUACUCAUCGGUCGCUGCGCUUCUCUCCUGAAGCUGCGACACGAAGCCAAUGGAUACACAGGGCCACUCAGCAAGCCCCUGCUGUACUUCCGUUCACUAUCCACGACUGUUCGAGAAGCAGACCGAGACCUCAUCGAAGCUAUCGUUGCCUCAAUGUUCCUGCACGCUCAGUCCAAGAGGGACAGAGAUGAUUACCUAUCAUUGAAGCAGAGACUUCCCUUCCUUCACAGCCCUGAUGUUGCGUUGGGCAUUGCUGUCAAAACCUUCUUGACCGAGGUCUCUACUUCUGACACCCCAGAGGUGCGGCAAGCGAGGCUGAGCGCCUUCCCGGCCAACUUUGUGCCGAAUGCGAUCAACUUCGCUGAGGACCUUGAAAUGAGCCUAGCGUUCUUUGACGCCAUCGGCGCCGGUGUGGAAACGCUGAGCACAGAGCUUUCAGCUGACGAUAAGGCGUCUUGGAGGGCAGCCCGAGACUAUCGGGACGCGAGACGGGUCUAA